AUGGCACGCACACCACAGAAAAGAACACGACAAUCCCAAGGUGGUUCGCCAUCUAAACGCGCUCGGGUGACGCGGAGUUCUGCAGCGGUCGUAGAUGAUUUGAAGGAGGAAGCAGAGCAAGGAGAGGGAGAGGAGGACGAUGAGGCCCAGGUCGAAGACGUUGAAGAGGAAGACGACACUUCUGAAGAAGACACCGACCCAGAGCCAGAUACAUCUCCCACCAAAAGCUCGAGAGGCAAGCGUACUCCACGCAAGAAACGCUCGCCCUCCCCGGUGAACUACCUCGCCACCAACGCCUCCGACGCGUACUUCCUUGCCCAUUCGUCGAAGCACGCUCCCAAGCCUACCCCCGCUUCGCAGAAAUCCUUCUCUUCUCUCCCCCAGCUCUCUGCGCUCCAGGUUCAGGAACUGCUCGCCCUGCCCCGAGUGGUGGGGAAACAUGCACUUCAGAGGGAGAGGUUGAGGGAACUUCAUAGCAAGCGGUUUUCCCGCUGGGCGUUCGAGCUCGAGCAGGGGUUCAACAUACUCCUCUUUGGAUGGGGAAGCAAGCGCGACGUCUUGGAUUCCUUCGCACGGGAUGUAUGCACUAAAAGAGGGCAUGUGGCGACGUUGCACGCUUAUCUCCCGAACGUCUCCUACACGAACAUCAUGGCGAGCCUCCUCUCGCUCCCGUUCGUCCCUUCCGAGCCGGCUGUACCUCCCUCCUCCCCAGCAGCCGUCGAGCGACUUUAUCACGCCCUCUCAGCUUCCCCCCGCCCACUAUACAUCAUCCUACACUCCCUAGACACCCCCGGGUUUCUCACCACCCCUCUCCGGGCACUCCUCUCCCUCCUAGCGCUGCAUCCCAAAUGUCACCUCCUCGCCUCGGUCGACAAGGUCAACGCGCCCCUCCUAUUUACCCAACGCGACCUCUUUACGAGAAAACACGAGCCACUGGACUACCCCAGCACAGAAGAGAGCCACCUCCCGCGUAUCCCACCACAGAGGGGGUUCGCAUUCCUCUGGCAGGAAGCGACGACUUUUGAGCACUAUACCGCUGAGCUUGCACCGCGUGCUUCUCUCUCUGGAACAGCAGGGCCAGGGGUCAACGGCACGCAUCUUGAUCUCACAGCGACGAUACAUAUCCUCAACUCGGUACCUGACAAAUCCAAGACGCUGUUCACUCUGCUAGGGAAGAUGCAGCUGGAGAACCUCGCUGCCCCGGAAGAAGAGGGCACGGCGUUACCGCAGAACGCACCGAAACAUGCAGCCCCGUUGGCUAGCUUGCUCACACAGGCCAGAGAGGCGUUUAUCGCUACGAACGAGGUGCAGUUCCGUGCUCUUCUAGCGGAGUUCCGCGAUCAUGGACUUGUGAGCGGGGCAGCUUCGGGAGCACAGGAAGUGCUCUGGGUGAACGUGAACAAGAGCGUGUUGCAGAAUGUGCUCCAGGUGCUCGAAGAGGACGGUUGA
This is a messenger RNA of Dacryopinax primogenitus, 1449 nucleotides long. Its product is annotated as ORC2-domain-containing protein. Lineage: Eukaryota; Fungi; Basidiomycota; Dacrymycetes; Dacrymycetales; Dacrymycetaceae. Gene Ontology annotation, molecular function: DNA replication origin binding. The transcript is spliced from 2 exons. Gene Ontology annotation, biological process: DNA replication. The record is from RefSeq and is a predicted model, not a curated record. The coding region runs from base 1 to 1449 and encodes 482 amino acids. Gene Ontology annotation, cellular component: nucleus; nuclear origin of replication recognition complex.